AUGGAAACUAUUUUCCAAUACCCACAUCCAAACUGUUUUGUUUUGGUAAAUUCGACGGAAAAUUUUUGGUAUUAUUUUAAGGAUAUUUACAGCGUCGACAAUGCUUUAUUAAAAAGACGUACGUUUAAUUUUAAAAGGAGCACAUAUAACCGAGUUGGAUUAAUCCGUUUUGUUAAAAAACGCAAAAUAAUAGCAGUUUCAAAUCCAGCAAUUGCUGCGGCACCAAUAUCCGAAUAA
This is a messenger RNA of Pyricularia pennisetigena, 237 nucleotides long. RefSeq lists its product as uncharacterized. The transcript has 2 exons. The coding region runs from base 1 to 237 and encodes 78 amino acids. The record is from RefSeq and is a predicted model, not a curated record. NCBI's taxonomy places the organism in Eukaryota, Fungi, Ascomycota, Sordariomycetes, Magnaporthales, Pyriculariaceae.